UAAAUUCAUAAAAAUGUAAGCGCACGGCGCAAGGGCCAACGGUAGUGUAAAGUAAAAUGGUGUAAUGGUUCCCUUCUUGAAUGCAUGUAUAAUUUUGGCAGAGAGUUGAAUUGUUCAGUGACAAAAGUGCUAUUAUUCGAUUUAUCGAUGUCUUAGGUGAAACAAGCGUGAUCAGCAUUUUAUGGUUUGUAAAUUGUUAGCCAUGUCAAAGUCAACAGUGAUUUUAAAUGGUGAAAAUACGAGUGAAGUGAAAGAUUAUACCACUGACGCGAACGUCAACAUGGGCGCUGCUAUCAACGAUAAUAAUUCCUGUACCAAACAUAUAGAAUCUUUAAAUUCAAAAGACACUAAGUCAGGAGUUAUACCAUACCCUUGUGAUUUUGACCAUAUUUACGCCAGUAACAUGAGUGAAAAUGAAAAUUUUUCUGAGAAGAAUUCUGAAUUCGCUAAUCUAAAGGAACUACUUUUGUUGCACCUGGACCUUAUCCAACGACAAUCUGAACAGCUACUUACCAAAGAAAAACUGAUUUCUGCGUUAAAGCAAGAAAACGACACGUUAAAACAACGUUUGGAGCGGAUGGAUAGAAGAGUCACUCUUCAAAAGCACAAGGAACUAUCAGAAGUGUUAACAUCUUCCACUAACGGUAGUACCUCAUUGCAAGAAAUAGAAAUGCCGGUGGGUCUGGACACUAGUGCACAAGUAAAUAUAGUGGAAACACCGACAUGCACUACCCAUGUGCAACCGAAUGAGGAAGUGCUAUUGCCAGUAACCAACAGUGUUCAGGAGACAAACAGUGUUGUGCGAAGACGGCGAAGGGACGAUAAGAUGAGUGCUAGCAGUAGUGUUUUAAGCACCAGUGGACUUAAAAGAAGAAAUAGAAGUUUAUCUUGGACUUCAUCUGUAAAUAGCACUGAAGUUAUGCCUUCAGCCAAAGUGAAUGGUGGGAAACUAGUAAAGCGGGAGAGGCACCACAGGAGAGAAAGGAUGAGGAAGAAGCGUUCAAAAAAAGACUCCACUGACAAGAAAGAUGACAAUAUUUUGACAACAGAAACACCCUAUUACACUCCAGUUGGUGACGCUAACAAUAUAUGGAACCUGGACGAAGUACCUGUCAGUGGAUGUGUUCUUGAGGUUCCUAGUUGGAGAGUUAAAGUUUUUACCAGCUGUUACACUAUGGAAGGGACUGAAAAUCUCUCAGAUGAUGUUUUUGACAGGAGACAUUCCAGAUUAGAAAUUGAUGAAAGGCGGAGAAAAAGAUGGGACGUGCAGCGGAUCCGUGAGCAAAGGCAGUUGGAGAAGCUUCGCCAACGAAGCAUGAAGCGGAGAGACGGAGACAGUGAUACAGAGGAGGUGGAGUCUCUCUGGCCCUUUCCGGACCAAGCGCAGUACCUUCACGUCUCAGACACUUUGCCUGUAGCCGCCUUUGGAUGCCCAAUCACCAAGUUUAAUCCUAUUGACUCAGAGUUCACGUUGCCGUGGGUGAAUGGCAGAGAUUUUGGCCGUAGCAGGUCAUCUUAUGUAUCACGCAAGAAGAGAUGAAUAUUAGGGUUUGUUGAUGUUAUGUACAAGAUGAGGACUUUCACGUUAAUAUUACCUUUUUUCUAUGAGAGCUGUAUUUUUGUUGCGCCCACACUAUAGACCAGACUCAGUAAAGUAGACAUUCAAUGGCUUGUUAGUGCAUCUUGUUCAUUUUCCUACUCCUCAUCGGUAUUAAUUGUAAAUACUAAAUACUAAAGUAUCUUUGACCUUGUGAAUUUGUACUGUUAACAUAGUUGCAAAUUAUUUAUAUUUUUAACUGUUGUCAUUUAAUAAUUCAUUAAAGUAGGCUGAAAAAAUA
Messenger RNA from Macrosteles quadrilineatus (aster leafhopper), 1838 nucleotides. Its product is annotated as male-specific lethal 1 homolog. The coding region runs from base 182 to 1540 and encodes 452 amino acids. The record is from RefSeq and is a predicted model, not a curated record. The transcript is spliced from 7 exons. NCBI's taxonomy places the organism in Eukaryota, Metazoa, Arthropoda, Insecta, Hemiptera, Cicadellidae. Gene Ontology annotation, cellular component: MSL complex.